Daphnia magna is the source of this 2065-nucleotide messenger RNA. RefSeq names its product repetitive proline-rich cell wall protein 2. Bases 796 to 1848 code for a protein of 350 amino acids. The record is from RefSeq and is a predicted model, not a curated record. The transcript is spliced from 3 exons. Lineage: Eukaryota; Metazoa; Arthropoda; Branchiopoda; Diplostraca; Daphniidae.
UCGAUGUAAUCUCUCCCAAUUAAGGGGGGAUUACCAAAAAGAGACCCCUUCUCUUAUUCACGAAGGCAUGUGUACGGCUUAUAUGACUCGUCGUGUAGCGUGAAAUGAUUUCAAUGCCGUUCACGUCCAUCCUUUUAAGGAUUCCCUCAAUCACAGUUGCCUUGUCUGAUGUCCGGAUAACAUAAGGAAGACUAUCGUUAGAUUAAAUGAGAAACAUAUGUUUCCACUAUUUGUGGAACGAUGGUGGCACGUGUAAAUCGUUUGAACAAAUAGAAACUUUCGAAUGCUAUUUUUCAAUUGGAUUGCGGAAUUCUUUUUAGAGUUGUAUUUCGCAGGUGAAGAGGGGGGCUCUUCAACGAAAAGAAAGCCAUCGCAAGGAGAAAAUGGUAAAUUUCCAUUCGUUAUAUAGAAGCCCUGAAUCGUUAACAAAGUCAACGCUAACAAACGACAACCUUGACGUCACAUCUUCCGUUCGGCUGUCACAUUGUCGACCCCUGUCAAUAGAGCCAUUGAUGAAAAUAUUCAAUUUCAUCAGACCACAUCUUUUUCUUGGCCAGAAAAAAGGAAACGUCGUGAAAUUUCGAGCUCGUUCGGUUCACGCACGCAAUGUCAGCGGAAAUGGAUUACAUAUUCAUCAACAUAACGGCAUUAUAUCCAAGUAAAAAGAAAUCAACGAGAAAUUGAAAGUGAACUUUUCAAAUGAUACCAAUGAAUAACCUUGACGAUAACAACGAAUAACAAACGACGAGUCCAUUUUGCAUUUGUCCAGUCACAACCAAGAGGGUCACCUUCACCAUGAAAUAUUCGGUCAUGUUGCUUUACACCUGUGCGUUGGUGGCGAUGGUAAACGGACACUGGAAAAAUAAAGGAACGGGCAAAUGUCGAGUGCAAAGUGAAUCAAAGACGGGCAAAAGUCCGUCCUGGGAAUGGGUUGAUUGCGUUUAUAGUAACGGUGAUCUAAUUAUGAUCAGUACAACUAAACGACCUACGACUACACAGAAACCUUUAAAGAUUGAAGGGCAAUUCAAGAAGAGAGGGCCAGGCAAAUGUUUGGUAAAGAGUGAAACUGAGAAGACGAAAAAGGGAAAUCAACCAGCUUGGGUGUGGGUUGAUUGCGAUUAUUCAAGCGGUCGUCCGAAACCGAUUACUUCUAAUCCACCUGUCGUGAAAACAACAGCGAUGCCAACAACCGUUCGACCUGUCGUUCCAGUACCACCUCCGGUACCAAAUCCAGUCCGGCCUCAAAUACCAGUCCAAAUUCCUGCUCGUCCUCCAAUGCAAGUUCCAGUACAGGUCCGUCCUCCAAUGCAAGUUCCAGUACAGGUACGUCCUCCAAUGCAAGUUCCAGCACAGGUCCGACCUCCAAUGCAAGUUCCAGCACAGGUCCGUCCUCCAAUGCAAGUUCCAGCACAGGUCCGACCUCCCAUGCAAGUUCCAGUACAUGUCCGUCCUCCAAUGCAAGUUCCACCACAGGUCCGUCCUCCAGCCCAAGUUCCACCACAGGUCCGUCCUUCAACGCCAGUUUAUUUUCCUGCCUGGCCUUCAGUUCAAGUUCCAUCACGACCUCCUCCAGUUCCAGCUCCUUUCCCCGUUCAGUCUCCAGUGCCUGCUCCCGUUCCACCUCGACCUCUUAUUACACCAACUCCAACUCCUGCCCGACCGCCAAUGUCGGCUCCUACUACACCGAGAUCUGUUCCAGUUGCCACGACUCGGAAGACAUCGUUGACUACUCCGAGCAAUGAAAUCUGCAAGGGAAGAUGGUGCUGGAAUGGUACAAUAUGGGUAGACAAAGGUAAACCUUCAACAGAAAAGACAUUGAAUAUUUUCAAGAAACCCACGCUACCUUAAAGUGCUGGACAGACUGGAACGCUCAUCACCGUGCAGCAAUCAAGCAACAAUAAAAAUGAAUAUCCCAAAGAUGAAUGAAAUAUAAUUACUUACUUUUGUGUGAACUUUGAUUUAUUGUAUUUACGUCAACCGACAUGCCAUUUGUCUGUUCUUUUUUUUCAAGAAGCAUUCUCAUACUAUAUUUAAAACUGAAGCCAAUAAAAGCAUUAUUAACUUA